This is a messenger RNA of Alosa sapidissima (American shad), 1872 nucleotides long. RefSeq names its product ubiquitin-conjugating enzyme E2Kb (UBC1 homolog, yeast) (gene ube2kb). Lineage: Eukaryota; Metazoa; Chordata; Actinopteri; Clupeiformes; Clupeidae. The coding region runs from base 200 to 802 and encodes 200 amino acids. Gene Ontology annotation, biological process: proteasome-mediated ubiquitin-dependent protein catabolic process; protein polyubiquitination. The transcript is spliced from 7 exons. Gene Ontology annotation, molecular function: protein binding; ubiquitin conjugating enzyme activity. Gene Ontology annotation, cellular component: nucleus. The record is from RefSeq and is a predicted model, not a curated record.
UGAUAAUAACCCAUCAUUUUUCCAGACUUGCAUUGUGUGCACGCAUAGGGGGCUUGCCAUUUGUUUACAGGGUGUACUAUUUUAGGGGAAAAAGGCUGAAAGAGAAGAGCGAACGAAAGAGAGCGAUAGAGGGGGAUCCCGAAAGUGAGGCAGAGAGAGUGUAGCUGCCGCUGCGGCCCGACCAGGACACGGCAAAGCCAUGGCUAACAUCGCAGUUCAAAGAAUUAAAAGGGAGUUCAAGGAAGUUCUUAAAAGCGAAGAGACGAGUAAAAAUCAGAUCAGAGUAGACCUUGUGGACGAAAACUUCACAGAGCUGCGUGGGGAAAUCGCUGGACCACCAGAUACACCUUAUGAAGGUGGGCGAUAUCAGCUUGAGAUAAAAAUUCCAGAGACAUAUCCAUUCAACCCUCCAAAGGUGCGGUUCAUCACUAAGAUUUGGCACCCUAACAUCAGCUCGGUGACUGGAGCUAUUUGCUUGGACAUCCUGAAAGACCAGUGGGCGGCUGCAAUGACAUUGCGGACAGUGCUUCUUUCUCUCCAAGCCCUUCUGGCAGCUGCAGAACCAGAUGACCCACAGGAUGCUGUGGUAGCCAAUCAGUACAAGCAGGACUGUGAGAUGUUUAAGCAGACGGCUCGGCUCUGGGCUCACGCCUACGCUGGUGCUCCGGCCUCCAACGCUGAAUACACACGCAAGAUCGACAAACUCUGUGCCAUGGGCUUUGACAAAAAUGCAGUAAUAGUGGCCUUGUCAUCUAAAUCCUGGGAUGUGGAAGCGGCAACAGAAUUGUUGCUGAGCAACUAACCCCCCACCCCCUAUUUCGUUACCCACUUCUCCCCUCCUGUUUUUCAGUUGUCCCCUCUCUCGUUUCACGUCAGUUCAUUACGCUUCUUCUGUUUAAAGCGGCAUCUCCUCCCUUUUAAAUGAACCAAAAAACUGGCAAAAUAGCAUUAGUCAUCUGGGAUUAUGACGUUAGGUAAUACACCAACUACAUCAGAAAAAAAAAAAAAUCUGUAAAUAAAAUGUUAAGUUGGUGUAGGUUGUAAAACAAGAUUGGGACUAUUUUUUUCCCUAUAUUAUAAUAGAAGAAUCAGACAAGUUCAAUUCAUGCAUGAGGGUGUGGCCUGGCCACUCAUUGGGGAGGGGGUUGAACAGGGUCGUCACCAUAGAGAUAAGGUGAAACCAAACCCUUCAUUACUCCAGUCUAAACAACAAACAUGUUACUCUUCUCUCCACGUCUCAUUCUUCACUGUACAGUGCUAGGGGAGGUUGUGGAAAGAGCAACUCAACUAGAGGUGUGAGUGCAUUUGUGAGUGAUUGUGUGUGUGUGUGCACUAGCAAACAGAUGUGCUGGCUGCUGGGUGGUUAAGGCACGUGUGCACACAUUGGUACAAGUCAGACAGUGUGUGUGUGUGUGCGCGUGAUUCAUGAUGAAUACUGGAGUGAGUGCCUGAAUGGAUGUUUUUAACACCUACUCUUGUCUGGACUCUGAUCCCCUUCGAGUUUUACGGCAGCUGCAGGUCACAGCCAUGACCUCUUCACCAUCGGCCCUUGAAGUUUUCAUCUUUUAUUUUCUUCUAAUUCAAAAUGCCAUGUUUACUGUGAACACACCGGCAAUUGUUCCUUAGAGCAGAACAGGAACUUUGCAUUUUUGUCAUUUGAUGCCAUCACUCAUCCUCUGGUCAACUGUUCAGGCCCACACAGUGACACAUCACUACAACAGAGACCUGAGCUGGAAACUCCACCUCGACUCCUUUCUCCCUCUUACACACACACACACACACACACAGCUACAAACAUCAAGUCCCAUUCACCUGGACAGAUGCCUCAUUAGAACGCAUCAGUGAUGGCUGGAUUUAUAUUUUGUAAGAAAA